Messenger RNA from Schistocerca nitens (vagrant locust), 1308 nucleotides. Its product is annotated as phosphatidylinositol 4,5-bisphosphate 5-phosphatase A-like. The record is from RefSeq and is a predicted model, not a curated record. Gene Ontology annotation, biological process: phosphatidylinositol dephosphorylation. Gene Ontology annotation, molecular function: phosphatidylinositol-4,5-bisphosphate 5-phosphatase activity. NCBI's taxonomy places the organism in Eukaryota, Metazoa, Arthropoda, Insecta, Orthoptera, Acrididae. Gene Ontology annotation, cellular component: cytoplasm; ruffle; plasma membrane.
ACAAAUAUGGACAAAUUAAGGCUAUACAUGGUGACAUGGAAUGUGGACCGACAACCAGAAGAAGAUGUGGAAAAGAUGUUGGGAAUCAAUAAAAUGACUGAUGACUUGUUGUCAGAUUUGUAUGCUAUAGGUCUUCAAGAAGAUAAGUCGCAGCCUCAGAACAUUCUGAUGGAUGUCAUAUUUGAUGAUCCCUGGACCAAUGUUUUCAAAGAUGUAUUAACAAAACGUGACUACAUAAAGGUGAAGACCAUAAGACUCCAAGGAAUUCUUCUAAUUUUGUUUUGUCUUACAAAACAUUUGCUGCGUGUGAGAGAUAUGGAGACACAGUACACAAAAACUGGUUUAGGAGGUAUCUGGGGCAACAAAGGAGCUGUUAGCAUUAGAUUAAAUAUAUAUGGCUGUUCCUUGUGUAUAGUGAACUGUCAUUUAACUCCGCAUGACCCCUACCUGCAAGAAAGGGUUGCUGACUAUAACACAAUAAUUAGGAAACAGAUCUUCAAAAAGAGAGAGACAAGUCACAUACUUUAUCAUGAUUAUGUAUUUUGGAUCGGCGACUUGAAUUUUCGCUUAGAAGAAAAUCCAGCUUUGAGAGCAGAGAAAAUUGACUCACUUGUGAGGAAAGGUGAUCUCAAAACCCUUUUACAGAAAGAUCAACUCCAUCAAGUAAUGAACAGUGGGGAUGCUUUCAGUGAGUUGACAGAAACAUUACCAACAUUCCCUCCCACAUACAAAUUUCAGUUUUACUCUUACUAUCAUUUGAAGAGACGGUCAUCUUGGACAGACAGAAUUUUGUAUAUUGUGAAUGAAAAUGCUUAUGAAAACAUGACACUUGAAGUGGAACAGCUCUCCUAUGAUAGCUUUUCACAAUAUAUUCAGAGUUAUCACAAGCCUGUUAUGGCAGAUUUUCUAGUAAAGGUGUUCAGCGAUCAUGAAGAGAGCUUUGUGACAUUUGAAGAAAUUGGUGUCUGGUGUACGUCACGUGAUAAUCCUGCUACAUACUUAGUUCCUUCUGGUAUAGAACCAGCAUUUUGGGACUGGAUUGGAGUGUAUAAGGAUGGUUUUACAAGCCUCGAUGACUACAUCUCAUACUCAUAUGCUCCAAGACUGACUGUAGAUGUGAGAGCUGAAGAUGGUUUCCAGGUGAAGAAAAUAACAUUCUCAGUCUGCACUCUAAAGACAACAGGUCUUCAUCGUCUUAUAUAUUUUGGAAGCAAUUCAGGAAGUAUUCUAGGAAUGAGCCAAGUGUUUGAAAUCAAGAGUACUGAUUCAAGCCACUUGCAUAAUGGUUUUGAUAAUGAUGAGACCUGA